Messenger RNA from Protopterus annectens (West African lungfish), 2735 nucleotides. RefSeq names its product CHM Rab escort protein (gene CHM). Gene Ontology annotation, biological process: intracellular protein transport; small GTPase-mediated signal transduction; vesicle-mediated transport. Lineage: Eukaryota; Metazoa; Chordata; Ceratodontiformes; Protopteridae. Gene Ontology annotation, molecular function: GDP-dissociation inhibitor activity. The record is from RefSeq and is a predicted model, not a curated record. The transcript is spliced from 16 exons. The coding region runs from base 31 to 2136 and encodes 701 amino acids. Gene Ontology annotation, cellular component: cytoplasm; cytosol; nucleus.
AAAAUCAGCAUAUGACACACGGUUUUCAAAAUGGCUGACUUGCUACCGACUGAAUUUGAUGUGGUGAUUCUUGGGACAGGGCUACAAGAAUCCAUUAUUGCAGCAGCAUGUUCCAGAAUAGGACAACGUGUUCUACACAUUGACAGGAAGACAUAUUAUGCAGGAGACUGGGCAAGUUUUACUUUCUCUGGUUUACUGUCAUGGAUUGAAGAAUGCAAGCAAGAGUCCAGCAGUGGAGAGGAGACAGGCUGGCAGGACCAAUUACAGGAAUCGGAAGAAGUUCUAUUACUAUGUAGCAGGAACAAAUCCGUACAAAAUAUUGAAGUAUUGUCUUAUGUCAGUCAGGAUUCUGAUGAUGACCUGGAAGUGGGUGCUUUGGAAAUGAAACAAGCUGCUGCUAUAUGUAAGGAAGGAGAAGAAACUGUACCAGUAGUAAAUGAAGGAGAGGGCUGUGACAUUCACCAUGGCCCUAGUGAUGGAGACAGUAAACCCACAGGACAACUCGAGAACAGAGCAUCAGAUACACCACCUUAUGAUGAAACUGUACCAGCAGUGCCUGAAGAAGGCAAUCUUGAUUCCACUUCCUCCUCGGCUUUGGAGUCUGACACUGUUAAAGAGACAGUACAAGGUUCUGAUUUGCCACCUAUGCAAGAAGUAUGCAUCCAAGAACCAAAGAAAGUAAAAAUUACUUAUUCUAAGAUAGUGAAAGAAGGCAGACGAUUCAACAUUGAUUUAGUGUCAAAGUUCCUGUUUUCUCGUGGGUCACUAGUGGAUCUGCUUAUUAAAUCAAAUGUCAGUCGAUAUGCAGAAUUCAAGAAUGUUACACGAAUCCUCACCUAUCAAAAUGGGCAAGUGGAGCAGGUACCUUGCUCCAGAGCAGAUGUCUUUGCUAGCAAGCAGCUCAGUGUGGUGGAGAAGAGGAUGCUGAUGAAGUUUCUAACAUUCUGUAUGGACUAUGAGCAGCACCCAGAGGAAUACCUUGAUUUUAAAGAUGGCAAAUUCUCUGAAUUCCUUAAAACAAAAAAGUUAACCGCCAGCCUUCACCACUUUAUCCAACAUUCUAUUGCUAUGGUUUCUGAUGCUGCCAGUACAAUAGAAGGCCUUAAAGCAACACAGCAUUUCUUAAAUUGUCUUGGACGCUACGGCAACACCCCUUUUUUAUUCCCUUUGUAUGGCCUUGGAGAAAUACCACAGUGCUUUUGCAGAAUGUGUGCUGUUUUUGGUGGAACCUAUUGCCUUCGCCACUCAGUGGAAUGUCUGGUGGUUGAUAAAGAAUCCAAAAGAUGUAAAGCAGUCAUUGAUGGCCGUGGCCAGAGAAUAAGCUGUGAAAAUGUUAUUGUUGAAGAGGGCUACCUUCCACAGGAGUGUUGCAAGCAUGUCCAGUACCAACAGAUCUCCAGGGCCGUACUUAUCACAGACCGAUCCGUGUUGAAGGCCGAAACAGAUCAACAGAUCUCUAUUUUAACGGUACCUCCUUUUGAGCCUGGGCAGCCCACAGUCCGAGUGAUUGAACUGUGUUCCUCAACAAUGACAUGUAUGCCAGGCACAUAUUUAGUCCAUCUAACCUGUGUGUCAAGAAGAUCUGCUAGAGAAGAUUUAGCACCUGUGGUAUCUAAACUGUUUGUCCAGGACCUUAAACAAGAAAAUGUCACAUGUGGUGAAGAAGAAGAGGAGAAGCCUCAUGUUUUGUGGGCACUUUAUUUUAAUAUGAGAGAUUCAUCGAGUGUUGUCAAGAGAGCUUAUGCAGACUUGCCUGUUAAUGUUUAUCCGUGUUCUGGCCCAGAUUCAGCACUUGACUGUGAUCAUACUGUUAGCGAGGCAAAAUCCAUCUUUGAACAACUCUUUCCUGGUGAAGAAUUCUGUCCACCAGCACCCAACCCUGAAGAUAUUAUCUAUGAUGGAGAAGGUGGACCACCAAGGGAUGCUGGAUUUGGGUCUCCAGCCACAGCUGAACCAUCAGAGGAAAUAAAUGCAGAGAUCUCAGCAGGGGACCAGAGCACCAAAGAAGCGGAAACAGAAUGUAGCACAAAGGCAAGUCAAGGAGAAGAUGACACACCUGAAUCAUCAUCUCCCAAGCAGGAAGAAAAUGACCCCCCUGAUUCAGUAAAUGAUGAGCAGCCUGAAGAUUCUCAGUAAAUGCACUGAUUAAAUGAGGGCUACCCAAAUCUUUUUCAUUUACCUUUUAUCAAUGGCAAACGUCCUGCACUAUCUCAUUUACUUGCUAAGGCAAUAUGAAGACCUUUUAGAUCUUUUCUCAUGAACAGUCGCUCAUUGUACACAGACUGGUACCAGAUAUAACAGAAGGCCUGUUUAAUGCAUUCACAUUCAAAAUUAUAAUUCUUUAAGUAUUUGUCAGUUCCCAGUAUGGGGGGGGGGGUAUUGGUCUGACAGCCCAGUCACUGACCUGCCACUGCUAAACACCAGAGAGACAUUUUUAAAUAGUAAACAUUUUUUCCUGUGGUAGAUAAACUUGUUUGCAAUGUUUUAAUGCUUCAUUGUAUUGUCUUCUCAAUCUUUACAAUAGUUUUUCCCCACUUGAAAGAUCAUUUUCAUGUGCUGUUUAAAUUUGGAUAUGGGUGAACAUUUUUGUAUUUUGUAACCUGACAUUUUCAUUCAUGUCUCCACAUUUUAUACUGCCCAUUUAUAGCAGCAUAUUGAUCUUGGACAUUAGGUUAAGUGACUUGAAAAUCUCAGUGGUUUCUAAAGUGGUUUUAAAUAAAUUUAAUUUUGUCGCA